AAAACAACUUUUUUAAUAUUUUUAUCUUCAAGACAAGGUGAAAACCUUUUAUAUCUAGUAAUUCGCUACCAAACGCUCCGUGACAUUUGCAGAAUGACGAUCUGCAUUGUGGAUCACUAUUUUAGUAUCAAUAAAAUACUUUUUCGUGCAGUUGCCUUAUGGCCUUAUCAUCGAACUCGAUUCAAUGAAUUUCAAUGGUUCUUCUUUCUUGUUAUUUUGAUUACCUUUAUCUUAGCCGAGUUGACACCAUUUCUAACUACAGAAUGUACACCUUAUAUGGCAAUUAAAAUUUUCUCCUUUGCAUUGUCCUUUACUAUAUUUUUGAUAAAGUUUAUUUCCUUCCGUAUUAAUGCCGAUACUAUAAGAUAUCUAUUGGAGAAAUUUCAAUAUAUAUGUGACGAGAUAACAGACGAAGAUGAAAUUGCUAUCAUAAAAGAAUAUGGGUACGAGGCGAAACGGUUUACGCUUAUUGUUUCAGUAUACGGCGUGUCCAAUGCAAUUACUUCGUCUGUUCUACCUGUUGUCCCGCGAAUUCUUCGUACUUUUACGUCCAUAAAUGUGUCUGACGAACAUUUUAUGAUACAUAUUACGAGAGAAUACUUUGUCGAUCAAGAGAAGUAUUUCUAUUAUAUUUUGCUGCAUCUGGGUGCAAGCUUCCUUAUAGGAACAAUUGUAAUAGUAGGAACAGGAUCAUUGCUGUUUGGUUGCAUGAAAUAUAUGUGCGGAUUAUUUAGAAUCGCCAGUUAUCGUAUUGAUCAAACAAUGGAGACUCCGAUGUUUCAAAGUGCUGGUUUGUCGAAGGAUUGUGUAACUUAUAAAAACAUUGAACGUGCCAUAGACAUUCAUCGGAAAGCAAUAGAAUUAUGUGAUAUAAUAAGAUCCAAUAUUGUGGGAACAUUUUUUUUACUAAUGUUAAUUAGCGUUCUGUGCUUAAGUCUCAAUUUUUAUGGACUUCACCAAGUUAUAAUGCUUAAGAGCGUCAUAAAGGAAUAUAUACCACUUGUUUCAAAUAUAAUUGGCACUCUAGUGUAUGUGUUCAUAAACAGUUACGUCGGACAAGAAAUUACAGACCACCAUAAUCAUAUGUUUAUCAGCGUAUACAACGCUAAGUGGUACAGAACUCCUUUAUAUAUACAAAGGAUAAUUUUGUUACUGUUGCAAAAAGGUACAGGAAAUUAUUAUGUUGUUUUUGGUGGAAUAUUCGUGCUGUCUAUGGAAAAUGCGGCCACGGUAAAAGUAUUUCAUGUUAUGUCAUGUUAUGAAAUUACAUCAAAUUAUAAUCUUCCAAACAGCAUGCACUUUACAGUGAAAUAAAACAAUGCAAAAUAUGUUUCAGUUGUUAAGCACUUCUAUAUCAUAUUUCACCGUUCUCAGUUCUGUACAAAAUCCGUGAUGUAACUAACUAAUUACAAUGAGUUAAUGAGUUCGUUUGGAUUAGAUUAAAUUAAAAUUGAUUCCGCAUCCUAGAGAAUUCUGAAGUAGUAGUCUUAUCGUCGAAAGGAGAAGAACUUGUUAAUCAACGCAUCUUGAUAUUUUUCUGCGUAAUUCAAAGAAUAUAAUUUCGCAACUGUGGGUGUAUCGUACAAUUUUAUUGAUGUUCCUUUAAUCGAAAGUUUAAAGUAAUCCAUAUAUGUACACAAGAUUGUAAUAUAUAAUUCUCAAUACAUAUUACAAAUAUGUGCGGGGCAUGAUUAGUAACAAAAUGUAAAUCAAAUUCACAAUAUAUUAGUUGCUUUUGAUAUAUUAUCCGCAUUUUGUGAUUUAUAUAUAACCACUGAAUGUGUGUACCUAAUUUAAAUAUUAAAUACAUAACAUGUAUAUAUGUCAAAUAAAGUUAUUCUUUGUAAGUGUGAUUCUUCACUAAUUCAGCUUUUUGUCAAUGUUUUCAAUAAAAACAAAAUCGGACCAAUAAUACGUUUGAAGAUAAUUUACAUUCCCAUUGAAUUUAUACACUGAGAAAAAUUUCCAUCGGAUAACCGAUUAAAUAGUGUUUCCGAUUGUUAAUUCUGUUUAAAUGAUUAAACCGAUUAAGUAAUGGAUAUAUCCGAUUACCUUCAUCGAAUAUGUCCGAUCAUCUUCUUUGUCUUAAUACAAUUUAAUCGGAUAUAUCCAUUUGUUACUAUGUAAUUGAUUAUCCGAUUAAAUAGUUUUCUCAGUGUAGAUAAUCACCCUAAGAUAUUAUAAAACUGAGAAUAUGCUCCAACAUGCUUUCAAUAAAGUUUGAGUGUAUAUUUUACGUUUUCUAUAUUGUAGUUGUGUUUUAUAUUUUACAAAAGCACGUAUUGUGCAUUGUUAAACCAACAGUGGGGGAGACACAAGAUAAGAUAUACAGACAAAGUAAGGUAGGUAUCAGCAUCGAGAUCCGUUUGGUGCAUACCUCACUGCCGUGGUCCAUGCGCGCUGAUCCGCACCGCGUACCAGUCGCGCGUGAAUUUCAAAGCUGAUUAAACACGUGUACGCGGAAGACCGGCCGCAUUCUGUACUGCAAUGCCGGCGAGGGCGGCAACGAUCCUGGCUCAUUUUCCUGGUGAACGCGCGUCACACGGGCUCCACAUCAUUAUCUGGUCGCCGCUGAUGUUUCUUCGCCCAUGUCCACCCUUUUCUUCUCGUUCCGCUGUGUUCCAAAUUCUUCAUUAAUUCCUCUUCGCUAAUUUCUCAAUCGCUGUGUGAUUUCUUCGCCGAUGUUUCCGUUUCGUUAUUGCGUUUCUUUUGCAACGCAUCUUCGGACUUGUCUUACUUCUGUGUCGUCUUUCUUUGAUGGUGCCUACACCUCUGACUAAUUGUUCUGUUUCCCAUUGCACACCCCGCACUUUCUCUCUAAACUUAAAAACCUGUUACAUUCCUAUCUAAUUCUUUUAUUAUUCAAAAUAGAACGGAGUCAAGACUUUUGGAAUUCACCGAUAUUUAAUACAAUUACAAUAUAUUGUAAUUCCAAAAAGGUCAUACAUUUGCUAAUCUAUAGGCAUCAUAUUUUUAAAAUAGUUGCGUCUUUAUUACGUCGAUGUUGUAUCUCCAAUAAUUUCGUGCUGCAUUUUGCACUACUGCACGUUUAUCAUCAAUUUGAUAUUUAUUCUAACAUUUCAUUUUUUGCUACAAUCUGGAUGGUGACAUGAUCAAAGUUAAAUUAAACGACGAGGAUUAUUUGAUGUUGGUAGAAUCAACCCGCGCCGACCCGCGCAAGAAUUCUGCAUUACCAACCUCGCUGUUGACGCAUCCUUCAUGGCAACCAUGCCAGAGGACGCCCAGUGCAGCGUCACGCGUCGCCCCUUGGCAGCGGGCGCAGGAGCACGACCGUGUCCUCCGGGUUGCCAUCCGGCAGGAAGUUCAGUCGGUGCCGGUCGGUCCCGGAAGCCGUUCACGUCUGGGCAUUCUGCGGGACGCAAAAUCUAAGAUGGCAACAGACAUGUACAUUUGAUAGGGUGGUCCAUUCGAGAUCAGGGAGAAAGCCGAUUCGGUUUUAGCGUAACGCGCGAUAAUGAGCGAGUGAAAACGGCUAAAAGAGACGGGA
Ooceraea biroi (clonal raider ant) is the source of this 3508-nucleotide messenger RNA. Its product is annotated as odorant receptor 22c. Gene Ontology annotation, biological process: sensory perception of smell; detection of chemical stimulus involved in sensory perception of smell. Gene Ontology annotation, cellular component: plasma membrane. The record is from RefSeq and is a predicted model, not a curated record. Gene Ontology annotation, molecular function: olfactory receptor activity; odorant binding. Lineage: Eukaryota; Metazoa; Arthropoda; Insecta; Hymenoptera; Formicidae.